AAUAUUACAACUCUGACUGGUGUGAUCAGGAGUCCCGGAUACCCAAGAUACAUGGAACAAGCCCACUAUGAGUGGACAUUCAGACCUCCCAUACCACGUGCUCGUAUGGCUUUAUAUUUGGAAGACAUCGGUUUGGCUGGGGCAAGUAACCUCAAAGUAAAAGACGCCGCGUCAAAUCCUCAACUCUUAUACAUCAGGAACAACUCUCUUGUCGUUGAAACCGCAACGGCAAAAGUGAUCUACUACUCGACGUAUUUUACGUCUAGAGGGCGAGGGUUUAGAAUGAGAUUCUACGCCUUUAGCACUGAGAAUGAACAGCUAUGCAACAAAAAUUGGAAUUUUUCGUUAAUGAACACUGUUCCUGGAAGAAUCACUGUCUCUUGGGCCAACGCACCGGCACAAGUAUCUCACCAACCUGGGGCAACAUACACCUACCUGGUUUUAUACACAAUGGUUGAAAGUAGCUACACUAUUUCUACCAUCGUUGUGGGUUGGAGAACAGCUAUGAUUGACUUUCUCCAUCCGAACACAAACUAUUCUAUACAAGUGAUUGCUUUUGAAACGUCAAGUAUUAAUGGAACAACGAUAUACAGCUGUCCACAGCUGGUACAGGCCCUUGAUGCAAAUGUUCGCCUGGUCGGAUGGUUGAAUAACACAAACAGCACAGAAGGUCGAGUAGAGGUUUUCUACAAUGGUCAAUGGGGAACAGUCUGUGAUGACAGCUGGGAUUUGAACGAUGCUAAUGUGGUCUGUCGUUCACUGGGUCUACCAARAGCAGKGGCUGCACCACAGAGCGCAGCCUUUGGUCAAGGAACUGGUCCAAUCUGGAUGGAUGAUGUGCGCUGCAGUGGAAGUGAAUCAUCUUUAGUUCAGUGUCAGCAUAGAGGAUGGGGAUCACAUAACUGUGGACAUCAUGAAGAUGCAAGUGUUGUGUGCGGACUGCCAACAUCUAUUUACAUGAAUAUUACAACCCUGACUGGUGUGAUCAGCAGUCCCGGAUACCCAAGAUACAUGGAACGAGCCCACUAUGAGUGGACAUUCAGACCUCCCAUACCACGUGCUCGUAUGGCUUUAUAUUUCGAAGACAUCGAUUUGACUCGCAGUCAUUGGACUGGAAACAGCUAUGUUGCUCUGCAAGAUUUAUCUGGACAUCAACUCUUCCGACUCAGUAAUUCAAAGACCAAUCCAUUUGGCCUAAUUCAAGAUAAGACAACAAAACUAGUGUUUUAUUCUGCGUUUACCACAAGAGGGAAAGGACUUCGCGUGCGCUAUAUCUUUUUUGAUCGUUCUUUUGAUGAUGCUCCUACACAAAACGCUUCCAUCUUAGUAUCAAGUCCCAGUCCCCAGAGCAUCAGUGUGGCUUGCGGAUCUUUCACUGUUGAUGGUUUCAAAGUCAUUGGGUAUCUCAUCACCUGUAAUUCAACAGAUGUCUGGCAUGGUAUUGUAUCGUACGCUAUUGCUGAUAACGAAACGAAAAUUGCUUCAUUUUAUCAGCUUGUGGGAUGGACGAACUACAAAGUGCAAGUAUUUGCCAUUGGUAUUAACAUUACCGAUGGUAGUAUGAUGAUGUACAAGGGCAAGGCAGUUGAGAUACGAACCAUGGAAGGAGUUCCAAAUCAAAGUCCAUCGGGUUUUCAUGUUGUUUCCACGAGUACGAGCACUAUUCACCUGCAGUGGAAUCCAAUACCGCGUGACCGUGCCCAUGGCGUUCUUCUUGGUUACCAAGUGCAGUACGUUGAUGAUGAACACUACAACAGUAAAAACCUAACCACCAAUGACACAAAAGUAAUUCUUAAGAAUCUUUUGCCUGUUAUGAGGUAUUCUAUCAACAUAUGUGGAUUUACAAGUAAAGGUCAGGGACCAUGGAGUCGGAUUAGUGCAAUAACAAAAUGCGGAGGAAUUGAACAGCGRGCACAUGGCAUGAUAAGCCAUCCACGUUAUAAUAGAAAUAUUUGGUGGACUAUGGAUUGCGUGUGGACGUUAAGGGCACCUUCUAAUUCAGGAAUGAUUGUGGUUUCACUGGAAUCGGUGGAUGUCCCAAUAUUUCAUCAGUGCAGGCGGUUUUUUGUUGCUUUAUUUGACAACAAAGGCCAAAUGGUUCACAAGUUAUGCGGUCGAAGACAGUUUUUUACCUUUAUAUCCUUUGGUACGGCCAAACUACAGUCUUACUCAAAUGGGGGGUUAGGACGUGAUGGAUUCAUAAUGAAAGCAAAGUAUCACAUGCUUGACAAUGGCCUUGAUGAUGUACUUGUGGAACCAACUUGGAACAUCAGCGCUAAGAGUAGUAGUUCAUCCACCUUCAACGUCCAGUGGUCCGAAUAUCCUCUCUCAAGUAAUAUGGCAGCAUCAACCCAAGUAGUGUCAUACUUGGCUGUUUGUAUUUCUGUCAAGAACCAUACUAAGAUAUCUGUAGCAAGCACUGAUGGUCAAGACAGAAGUGUGAACGUUACGCAUCUUGGGAAGUACACUGCAUACUACGUACAAGUGAUUGUAGUGUUAGGCAAUUCAAGUAACUCGACAAGUGCAAUGCGAAAUGAAACAUCUUUUCAACGGAGUACAAAUAUCACCGUACGAACGAUGGAGGAUGCUCCCAGUCAACCUCCGGUAAAUAUUGUAGCAGGAGUUAGAGCCGUAGACAAUAUCUUGGUCAAGUGGGAUCCGAUUCCUAGUGAAUACGUAAAUGGUAUACUACUGGGAUAUCAUGUUUACUAUCAGCCAACUUUGUCGUCGAAUAACAGUCACGAGAGAAUGGUAUUUGUAGAUGCAAAUAGAACGUUCGUUGUGCUGAAGAAUCUUGGUUUCCUUACGGAAUACCGCAUUACAAUCGCUGGACUCACACGGCCUGGUCAAGGACCAAGAAGCCGAGUUGUCUUUAUAAAGACAGGUGUUGAUUGUGAUGAGAAACUCUCAGGCAGGUAUGGUGAAUUUUCAAGUCCAAAUCAUCCAAAUAACUAUCCAAAUGAUGUGAGUUGUUCUUGGACCGUCGGAGAAGGAAUAAAACUUGACGAAAUUGUUAUCCUGUUCGAUUCUUUUGAUUUAGAGGACAGCAAUAGUUGCAGCAAUGAUUACGUCAAGAUAACGGAUAACAAGGGGAAUCAACUUGGCCAGUACUGUGGAAAGAAAAGUCCAUUUGUUGUUGUAUCGCAAAGACCUGCAAUUGUCAUACUGCGUUCAGAUAGAGCACUUGAAAAGAAAGGCUUCAAUGCAACUUUUUAUGCGAUUGAUAAGAGUUCUAAAGGCCUUGACCUGAAAGUAAGGUCUAAUACUGCAACAGAGUCAAUGCUGGAUAUUGAAAACCUCGAAGUCGAAUUUACGGAGCUUGUGGUUCUAUACAAAGAAAAGGAGGGCCAAAAGACUUGGAAAGUUUCUACGACAUCCUCGACUAAUAUCACCAUCCGGGGACUUCUUCCGCUCAAAGAAUAUGAAGCGAGAGCAGUAGGAUAUUUUAAUGGACGAGUGUACAAGAGCCAGUUAGUGACAUUUAAAACUUUGCCACAACAACCGACAUCUACAGAAAUUCCAACGAUAAGGCGUAUGUACGAUUAUGGGCCUUCUGUGGGAGAUAGCGUCGUUCCACAUACUUGGGGAAACCUUCAAAAAUGCUUUGGGGUUGAACUCGAUGAAGACGGGAUAACUAUAUUAAGGAAACGCUAUCAUAGGCUUUACCUUUGUCAUAACGGCGUGAUUCGCUUUGGAGCACAUUUUCUCCCUCGCUGGCCUAAGCCAUUCAGCAGAACUACCGAAGGCUGUGAACUUGGCCUUGCAAUGUUAGCACCAUACUGGGCAACUACAGAUCCAUAUUCCUUCUAUCAAUCACAUAUCUCUAACGUUUACUACCAAAUGUACACUUCAUCGAACAAGAAAGUAAAGUCCAUUAAUGUUCUAAACCGGGCCACAUCAGAAGUUCACAGACUAUACAUUUCAAAAGCCAAGCUACUUUACAAUCAUACCUCGCUCAACCAAUUCCAAGCGUCUCUUGUUUUGGUAGUCACGUGGCAUAAUCUCCGCCAUUUUAAUUUGAAUUCUGAAACACGUAAUUUGGUAAGCUUGUAACUUAAUUGUAUUUCAGUAUUUAUCUCAGUAGUCGCUAGAGGUAUACUUUAGCAUUCCU
Messenger RNA from Actinia tenebrosa (Australian red waratah sea anemone), 4111 nucleotides. RefSeq lists its product as uncharacterized. The record is from RefSeq and is a predicted model, not a curated record. Gene Ontology annotation, cellular component: membrane. Gene Ontology annotation, molecular function: protein binding; calcium ion binding. Lineage: Eukaryota; Metazoa; Cnidaria; Anthozoa; Actiniaria; Actiniidae. Gene Ontology annotation, biological process: cell-matrix adhesion.